Messenger RNA from Antrostomus carolinensis (chuck-will's-widow), 1196 nucleotides. RefSeq names its product lumican (gene LUM). The annotation marks the transcript as partial. Gene Ontology annotation, molecular function: collagen binding; protein binding. NCBI's taxonomy places the organism in Eukaryota, Metazoa, Chordata, Aves, Caprimulgiformes, Caprimulgidae. The record is from RefSeq and is a predicted model, not a curated record. The transcript has 2 exons.
UUGUCUCAUCCCACAGGAAUAACAGUUGUCCUCGUACAGAAUAUGGUAUCCACCUGCACUUCAUUAGAGAGCUGCAUUUUUUUACAUGCCACACCACAAGAUCACCAUGAUGACAUAGCAGCUUCAGAGAACAGCGUGACUAGUGCUUUUUUUUUGCUUUUUUUUUUUUUUUUUCUCUUGUAACACAGAGGAUCUGGCAGACUUUUACCUCCUGACACUGUUUACAGCAUAUAUUGGUCGAUACAGUCCCUUAUUGCAUCUGCUCUGGGAAUUAAGGAAAGAAGCUUCAAGGCAGAAAGGGACAAGACACACUGCAAAAAUGACUUUAAACUCCAUACCUGUCUUUCUGUUAUUGAUUAGUGGCAUUUUUUGCCAGUAUGACUAUGGUCCUGCAGAUGAUUACGGUUAUGAUCCUUUUGGGCCAUCCUCAGCAGUCUGUGCUCCGGAAUGCAAUUGUCCCUUAAGCUAUCCUACUGCCAUGUAUUGUGACAAUCUUAAACUGAAAACUAUUCCAAUUGUACCAAGUGGAAUAAAAUACCUCUAUCUUCGAAAUAAUAUGAUUGAGGGCAUUGAAGAGAACACAUUUGAUAAUGUAACAGACCUACAGUGGCUGAUCCUAGAUCAUAACCAUUUGGAAAAUUCAAAAAUUAAGGGAAGAGUCUUCUCUAAAUUAAAGAAUCUGAAGAAACUUCACAUUAACUACAACAAUUUGACUGAAGCUGUUGGACCACUCCCAAAAACUCUGGAUGACCUGCAAUUAAGUCAUAACAAGAUCACAAAAGUCAAUCCCGGUGCACUUGAGGGGCUAGUGAAUCUGACUGUCAUUCACCUCCAGAACAACCAGCUGAAAGCAGAUUCUAUUUCAGGGGCUUUUAAGGGCCUGAAUUCGCUUUUGUAUCUUGACUUAAGCUUCAAUCGACUUACAAAACUACCAACAGGACUGCCUCACUCCUUACUUAUGCUGUAUUUUGAUAAUAACCAGAUCUCCAAUGUUCCUGAUGAGUACUUCCAAGGUUUUAAAGCCCUGCAAUAUUUACGUUUAUCCCACAAUAAAUUAACAGAUUCUGGAAUACCAGGCAAUGUCUUCAAUAUCACAUCACUUGUUGAGUUGGAUCUCUCCUUCAAUCAGCUGAAGAGCAUUCCAACAGUCAGUGAGAACCUUGAAAACUUCUACCUCCAAGUGAACAAAAUUAACA